CCCCACAUUUUAGGGUUUUGCGGCAGGGAUGGGCAUUCCCAUCCCCUUCUUCCGGCGUGGCGCUGGAUCCGACGCCUCUCCGCCGCAGAGCAGGAGGAAGAAGAAGCCGCCGGCGACGCUGCGCGAGCUCGCCAACGAGACGAUCGAGGAAUGGAAGGCGCGGCACCCGAUCCAUCCCGACGACAUGAAGCGCCGGAUGGAGCGCUACCGCUGGGAGGUGAGGAACAGGCCGGAUUACACCAAAUCUCCUGAGGUGGAAGAGGAGAUGGCGCGCGUCAAGGAUCCCUUCGCCCACGCCCUCAAGAAGAUGAAUCCCGAGGAGCGCGAGGAGGCGCUCAAGAUGAAGGAGAUUUGGGAGAAUAGCUUCGAGUAUAAGUUUGAGCAGCGGUGCUUGCAGCUGGAGAAGGAAUGGACAGAGCUGGAGAUGGAGAGGAACUCGACUCCGGCGAGAAAGGAGGAUACCAAGAUGUGGAGAUCUUUGCCGCCAGUUCCUGGGCCGAGGGGGAUCCCGCUGGUGAGGAAGGCGCUCAGCGGGGAGAAUGAGGCUGCCGGAAGGAUCAUGGAUUUUCUCAAGGAGCACUUGUUUGGGUUGUGGGGGUAUCGCCAGCGGCCUUAUCCUCCCGAUCGUCCCAUCGAUGCGCAACAGGCCUUUGGAUUCAAGUGGCUCCACAAGCGCUACGCGGACUUCACAAUGAGGUCGGGAGGAUGGUACUAUAAGGAUCGCCUUGGCAGGACAAGAGGUCCGAUGGAGCUUGUCAACAUGCAAACUGCAUGGGCUGGUGGCCUGAUCGACAAGAACACAUUUAUCUGGGGAGAGGAUAUGGACGAAUGGGCUCCAAUUGGGAUGGUUUAUGGUCUCGAACGAUGCAUCAAUCGCUGGGACAUCAAGAUGGUUACUCUAGGAUUGGCCCUGGUUUACAAGCUGUCUAGAGGCAUUCCACUGACUACUCCGAGGAAAGGACACGAGCCGAAGACUCUCCAGCAGCUCCAGAACGAGGCUCUCGAGGACCGUGAGCGGCAGAGGGCAGUGCUGAGGCUAAAUGGAGGUGUUUGGCCUGGAGAGCGUGAGCCUACACACACUGUCUUCCUCUGGGCCGGUGGCUCUCAGCUCUCAGACCACUUAAACAGGUUUUCGGAAACAAUGCCGGACAAAUUCAUUUCCUACCACAUGAGGAAGAAACUUAUGAAGCUGUGUCCCGCUCUGCGGCCAAAGGAUUUCAUCAAUAUUGAGAAAGUUAUGGACGCCUUGACUUACCAGGCUGAUUGGUACCGAGAACCUCUAGGAACUUUUAACUCGCGACCAGAUUUUGAAAAGGAGUGGUUCAAGGCAGUCAAGAAUGAGUAUCUCCGGACGAUCGAUGAUGUGGAGUACUUCUUUAGCUCCAUUGACAAGGCGCCAAAUGUGAGGUUUCCAAGGAAACCUGGCGAAAAGCUCAUUGUGGAGCCGAAGAAGAACGAGGGCGAUGCUCAAGACUGAUUGAUCCAUACACAGUGCUGCGAAGGGGGAAGAACAAUCCAUAUCUCCGUCUGGUGUUUUAAUGGCGGGAGCUCUUCGACGAAAAACGGCUUGUGCAAGAUCUGGCAGCCCUUUAAAUUCUGGAUGCGAUCGUUACUGGCUGGCUGCAUUCCAGAUAAGUGGAUAUCUUUUUUAUAAUCCUCGUAUCAAUCUGUCUGUUCUUGAGGCAGGCAUUCUCCCUUGAAAUCCACGAGAGAAAAGAGUGACCUCCCACGAUCUUGCAAGAAUCAACGGCCUGUGGCCCGCCACGUCCGGUGCCACCGCAUCGGGACCGUUGGUUUGCUAUUUGCUAUAGCGGUGGGCACUUGGAAAGGAGGGUCCUUUAGAGAGAGAGAGAGAGAGAGAGAGAGAGGGUCUCGUCAAGCUUGUGUGAGUUGGGUUAUGGUGUCAUGGCGCCUUCGUCGGGAUUUUGGUGCUUGGUCUGGCCAGUGAUCGUCUUCUUGGGCAGGCCAUAGCGCUUGGGCUUUGCUGUGUGUGUGAGUGAGAGAGGGAGUGGUUUUGAGUGGAUUGCUCUAGGGCUUUGAAGGUACUGAAUUCGCAGGAUAGCCGCAUUCCCGAGGGAGCUCGUUUGCCGGAAAGAUCCAACACUCAAUGGCCGGAGUUGGCUAGUUCACAAUGCUGCUGCCAUCGAGCUGAGGCUAGUUUCCUCUAAAGCCUCUGGUUUUAGCGACAAUUGAGCAUGGAGGGGACGAAAAAAGAAGCAAAGCCAUCCAAGGACCUUGAAGGAGGCGAUCACACUUCGACUGAGCCCGAUAGCCCGAGUGAUGGCGAAGGGGAGAGCUCGGCACAUCCAAAGGAUUUUCCGCAGUCAUCUGAUGAGGCUAGCAAAUGCGCCGUGGACAAAGCAAACUCUCAAAGUGGAGACGUUGACACAACAUCGCCGUCUCCCGGGAAACGCCCUGUAGAGGGCUAUGCUUUCGACAAAGCGCCUCCCCCGAUAAAAACACGCCGAGAGGGAGCAGCAUCGUCGCAUGCGUCUUCUCCUCCAGAGCUUUCGCCACCGCCAUCGCCCAAGAGAAUGCGGGAGCUUGAGCGGAAAGAAGGAGUGUUUCGUGCAAUCGUCCCUCCCAAGCAAGGACUCCAACAAAACCUCUGAAGUCACAGUACAGCAAAGAGGGAAACGCAAUGGUAAAUUUUUCCCUUUCCUGUAGUUUCAUGCUAUGGCUUCUUUCCUUCUUGGAGAGACACUUCACUCUCGUUGCCAUUGUUGCAUUCGCUACGUACAUAACAUAGUUUCGUUUUCCCGUAACUCUAUUCCUUCUUCGAGGCAAAGCAACUACAGGGAACGAGGAACCAAUCGCUUGGGAAGGGGACAGUGAUUCUACUCUUUCAAAGCUUUGCAAGGAAAUGAAACAGUGAUAAGUUUUAUAA
Molecule: messenger RNA, 2887 nt
Organism: Selaginella moellendorffii
Lineage: Eukaryota; Viridiplantae; Streptophyta; Lycopodiopsida; Selaginellales; Selaginellaceae
Product: protein TIC 56, chloroplastic
Exons: 11
Coding region: 29-1477 (482 amino acids)
Source: RefSeq, a predicted model, not a curated record